UACGACUACAGAGCACUAUUACAAUAAAUAUGGAACAACGAACAGCUAGGGGUUGCCAAGCGCAUCCCACCCUUUCACCCCUGUCCCUAAAGUGAAGUAAAAUAAUACACUGCUCUUUUGAGGGUGUAGCUGAGUAUCUAUCAGCUUCCAAAUCCAAGAACAACAGGAGAUCGCUAGAAGCUUCUGCCAGGUCAAGACGAAAACGAGUCAUAAUUUUAGCUACAUCAUUCAACUAGAAGUAGAAUAAGCAAGCCGAAUCACAUUCUGGGAGUCAAGCGUUGUCAAAGAUGCAGUUGACCAAGAGUUGUAUUCUUCUGGUGCUGCUGAUCCUCCUUGAGUGGAGUGAUACCACUGCUGCUGAAGACAGCAAUGCAGUGGAUUUUAGAGAGGAUGAAGAUGGCACAGUGUACAUCAAAUCUGGUGUGGGUAGAGACAUUGUUAUUCAACCAGGAUACGGAGGACGAGUGAUCAUCAAUGGACAUCUGCAGGUCUGUGAGACUAAUGACUGCAGAGCUAAACUGGGCAGUCGUAAGAAUCCCGCGCGGUCAUGCAAGGCAAUCCUCGAGGAUGACCCAUUUGCCGAGAGUGGUGUUUACUACAUCAUUACCAAGCCAUACGUCACCAAGGUCUACUGUUACAUGAAGUACAUCCAAGGAUGUGGUGGAGGAGGCUGGACUACCAUCAUGAAGACCGAUGGUCACAAGCAAACUUUCAAGUACACCUCAGCACUGUGGGGGAACAAAGAGCCAUAUAACAUGCCCGGAGGCCAAUCAGGUGUGGAUAACCAAGAAACCAAGUUACCUACCUAUUGGACUAUGCCCUUCAAUAGUCUCUGUCUGGGAAUGAAAACCAGUGGAAACACAAGKGAACCAAAUUGGAUUCGCCUGAAAUACAGGGCAAAUUCGCUGUACUCUGUGAUCGCAGACGGACGUUACCGCAGCACCUCGCUUGGACGUAUGGCAUGGAAGUCUCUCAUCCCAGACUCUUCUCUUCAGCUUAACUGCAAUAAAGAAGGUUUCAAUUCUUAUUAUGUUACCCAAAGCGUACGUAUUGGAAUCAUAAGUAAUGAACAAAAAGAUUGUGGYUCUCCAGAUUCUCGAAUCGGGUUUGGUGGUGCUGGGACGAACUGUGGCACUGAUGGUACGGUAUCCACGGGUAACGCAGCGGAUUGCAAAGCCGAUAAUGGAAAGAAGAGCAUCAAGACUCAUGGUUACAUAUUGGCCCAGUAGACCAGCCAAGUGACAUGAAUCAGGCCCUUAAAUAGACUAAGUAAAGGAUAUAAAGUGUAACGAUUAAUAUUAAUCUUAAAAUGUCGCUAUAAAUUACGACAUAUAGUAACGUAAAUAAUUGUAAAGUAAGGUAAAAUAAAAAAAGCAAAAGUAAUUUUUCUCUUCCGGUCAAACCUCUUUAACUCCGGCCUAUAAACAUAUUUACUUGUAAACGAAGCUCUCUAAUACGGACACAUACUCUUCCUCUUGGGUGUCCGUACUAGAGGGGUUUUGUAACAGAGAUUAAUAAUAGGUUAGUAGGUUAAUGCCAGAGGAUCUCGGACUGAUUCAAAUCAACCAAAAUCUGUAUUAUUUGAUUCCCUGAUCCGCCCGAUCCCGACAAGUGCAAAGCGAUACCUAGCGUACUGUUUCGCUUUCAAACAAAAUAAAACUGUUAUAUUUGA
Actinia tenebrosa (Australian red waratah sea anemone) is the source of this 1672-nucleotide messenger RNA. RefSeq lists its product as uncharacterized. Lineage: Eukaryota; Metazoa; Cnidaria; Anthozoa; Actiniaria; Actiniidae. The record is from RefSeq and is a predicted model, not a curated record. Gene Ontology annotation, molecular function: oligosaccharide binding.